This is a messenger RNA of Cladophialophora yegresii CBS 114405, 957 nucleotides long. RefSeq lists its product as uncharacterized. Bases 1 to 957 code for a protein of 318 amino acids. The transcript has a single exon. NCBI's taxonomy places the organism in Eukaryota, Fungi, Ascomycota, Eurotiomycetes, Chaetothyriales, Herpotrichiellaceae. The record is from RefSeq and is a predicted model, not a curated record.
AUGGCGGCUGUCUCAUCCUGCUCAAAUCGGCACUACCUGGAGGCGGACUGCAUUGACGAGCAAUAUAAAGUCCUCCAGCUUCUUUCCAGCGAUCUCCACCAUGCGGCGACCAUACUCAAGUACAAGGUCUACGAUGUUGAGAGCCGAUCUUUCGCUGUGAGAAAGGCAGCUAGGGAGGCAAAUGCGACCAAUCUGUGCCGUGGCAGAGGCCUGGGAGACUUGCAGAAUGAAGUAGAAUGGCGCGCGAAACAGAUGUUGAAGAACAAUGCCAUGAUGCUCGACCUCGCUCAGCAGGUGAAGAUCGGUCUGAAGACUCUGAUCAAGAUCGCCUGCGCCACCCCAGAUGCCGUUCAGGCGGGCUUGAAGGCAAAUGCAAACGACGACCUGUUGGGAACUGACAUUGAGAUCGACUCGGAAGCAAUCUCAACCAAGAAGGCGAGCUUGGGUCCGCCGCUCGAAGACCAACUAGCCAAGGAAUUGACUCAAGCUCGACACGUCUUUGUUGACUCCAGCAGAUUUGUCCCGGUCAACUUCCGGGAGGCGUCAACUCCAGUUCGGCGGGAAGUUGAUUCUGAAAAGCGCAAGAGUGACAAGCCGCGACAAGUCAAGAAAGUCCGCUUCGUCGACGAUGCCGCAAUGUCGAAGUGCCAGGCAGCUACGAAGGCUCUGUACAGCAUCGUGGAGCCUUCGCCUGAUCGAGGCGGGGCGAAAUGCAGCACGAAGAAGGUAUUCUCCCACGUCGAGAUCCCAGCGAGGUCGAUUGCAAAGAAGCGGAAGGGGAAGGAGAACGUUGAACGCGCCCAAUCACCACCAGGCCCACAGUCCUGCAGCAUGGAGGAGAUGGAGAAACAAUUGCACGUCUGGAUCCCAAACAAGAUCAGCAUGCCAUGUCUGCCCGUUGAUAGGAACCUGCAAGGGCUGAUGACGCCGAAGGCAAAAAGAGUUCAACGAGACUGA